This is a messenger RNA of Rhincodon typus (whale shark), 4270 nucleotides long. RefSeq names its product eukaryotic translation initiation factor 5B (gene eif5b). Gene Ontology annotation, molecular function: GTPase activity; translation initiation factor activity; GTP binding. Lineage: Eukaryota; Metazoa; Chordata; Chondrichthyes; Orectolobiformes; Rhincodontidae. The record is from RefSeq and is a predicted model, not a curated record. The transcript is spliced from 17 exons. The coding region runs from base 1 to 2322 and encodes 773 amino acids.
AUGGUGUGUUAUCAUAUUACAGAAGCUUUGGAGGUUAUUUCAGCGUCAGUACAUGAAAAACUUGAAAUAGAGAUGACAGAGACACCGGAUGUGAUUUCAGAACCCACACCAGAACCUGAAGAGGAAAAAGGUGAGGCUGAUCUUGAUGAUUGGGAAGCUAUGGCAAGUGAUCAUGAACAAGAUAAAGAAAUGAAAACUGUUCACAUAGAAGUAAAAGAGGAGGCUGAAGAGGAGGAUGAGGAGGAAGAGGAGGAGGAAGAAGAGAGUGAUGAUGAUGAUGAUGAUGAUGAUGAUGGAGCAAGUGAGGAGAGCGAAGAUGAAGAGGAAAAGCAAGUUUUGACAGCAUCAUUGGAAGUGGAUAAGGAACCUGAAGUGGUAACAAGUGAAAAAGAAAAACAACUAUCAAAAGAGUUUAGCUCAGAUUCUGAACUGGAAUCUGAUUCAGAUGAUGGCCGAACAAAAGAAGAACGGAUUUAUGAUGAAGCAAAGCGACGUAUUGAGAAACGCAGAGCAGAUAACAUUAUGAAUAUAAAUACUGAAAAACUCCGAGCACCAGUUAUUUGUGUCCUUGGCCAUGUUGACACAGGGAAGACAAAAAUUUUGGAUAAGCUCCGCCAUACGCACGUGCAGGACAGUGAAGCAGGUGGUAUAACCCAGCAGAUUGGUGCAACCAAUGUCCCUCUAGAAACUAUCAAGGAGCAAACUAAGAUGGUAAAAAAUUUUGAGAGAGAUGAAAUUAAAAUACCGGGCAUGCUGAUCAUUGAUACACCAGGUCACGAGUCCUUCAGUAAUUUGAGAAAUAGAGGAAGUUCUCUCUGUGAUAUUGCCAUCCUUGUGGUUGAUAUUAUGCAUGGAUUGGAGCCACAGACAAUAGAAUCCAUUAACCUGCUAAAGGCAAAAAAAUGCCCCUUCAUUGUUGCACUUAAUAAGAUUGACAGGUUGUAUGACUGGAAAAAAAGUCCUGAUACCGAUGUAGUUGCCACGUUAAAGAAGCAAAAGAAGAACACAAAAGAUGAAUUUGACGAGAGAGCUAAAUCCACUAUUGUGGAAUUUGCACAACAGGGCCUGAAUGCUGCUCUAUUCUUUGAGAACAAAGACCCACGUACAUUUGUGUCAUUGGUUCCUACAUCAGCUCACACUGGUGAUGGCAUGGGAAAUCUUAUUGCAAUGCUGGUGGAACUAACCCAGACUAUGCUUGCUAAGAGACUAGCAUAUUCUAUGGAGCUGAGAGCUCAAGUUAUGGAGGUAAAAGCACUUCCUGGAAUGGGAACGACUAUUGAUGUGAUUCUAAUCAAUGGAAAUAUGAAGGAAGGAGAUACUAUUAUUGUUCCUGGAGUUGAAGGUCCUAUAGUUACACAGAUCAGAGGUCUUCUAUUACCACCACCUCUCAAAGAGCUGAGAGUAAAGAAUCAGUAUGAGAAACAAAAGGAAGUCUGGGCUGCACAAGGUGUGAAAAUUCUUGCCAAAGAUCUGGAGAAAUCUCUUGCAGGUCUACCACUACUAAUAGCCCACAAGGAUGAUGAAAUUGCAGUUCUAAAGGAUGAACUUGACCACGAACUAAAGCAGACAUUGAAUUCUAUUAAACUUGAGGAGAAGGGUGUCUAUGUACAAGCCUCUACAUUGGGCUCCUUGGAAGCUCUCUUAGAAUAUCUUCGGGCCUCAAGUGUGCCAUAUGCUGGAAUUAACAUUGGACCUGUGCAUAAGAAAGAUGUAAUGAAAGCUUCAGCGAUGCUCGAACACGAUCCUCAAUUUUCAGUUAUCCUUGCUUUUGAUGUGAAGGUUGAGCGAGAUUCCCAGGAGCUUGCUGAUACACUUGGGGUCAGGAUCUUCAGUGCAGAAAUUAUCUACCAUUUAUUUGAUGCUUUCACAAAAUACAGACAAGAUUACAAAAGACAAAAGCAAGAAGAAUUCAAGCAUGUAGCCGUUUUUCCUUCAAAACUGCGCAUUAUCCCUCAGUUCAUUUUCAAUUCUCGUGACCCAAUUGUAAUAGGAGUUUCUGUGGAAGCUGGCCUUCUGAAACAAGGCACCCCUGUGUGUGUUCCUUCAAAAAAUUUUAUUGAUAUUGGAAUUGUUACUAGUAUUGAAGUGAAUCAUAAACAAGUUGAUGUUGCUCGAAAAGGCCAAGAGGUCUGUAUUAAAAUAGAACCCAUUCCGGGAGAAUCGCCAAAAAUGUAUGGGCGGCACUUUGAAGCUACAGACUUCAUUGUCAGUAAGAUCAGCCGACAAUCCAUUGAUGCUUUGAAAGACUGGUUCAGAGAUGAGAUGCAAAAGUCUGAUUGGCAGCUUGUUAUGGAACUGAAGAAAAUAUUUGAAAUUAUCUAAAUAAUGCAGUUUAUUUUCAUUUAAAACUUCAGCAGUGGGAGGACUGAUUGUGAUUUAAGGUCUGUGCUUGAACAGGACCUAUUAUUAAGCCACGCUGGAAUGCUGAGAAUCAGAAUCCAGAGUAAAAAGUGGUUAUAGUUAGUAAACGUUUUCCAUGACAAACCAAAACUCUUGCACUGGUUUGACAGUGAUAAGUUUUACAUAUUCGUACAGUUCUCAAUGUGCCUGUUCUUUUUCUUCCUCUCCCUUAGUUCCCUAUACUGGCUGCUAUUUUUAAAUUUCCCUUCCAUUACACAGAACUUGUAAGCAGUGCUCCCUGAUUCUAAUUUUAAUUGUAUGAAAUAAUGAAUAAAGUAUUUGAAUCCUGUGUGCUAUAGUGCAGAAGCAGUGUACAGCCUUUUUGACAAAUAAUUUUGGGUAUAGAGAAGUUUUCUCUGUUCCAGGAGCUGCUUUUCUCAGCUACUUCAUGACGCAUACCCUGCUUUUGUGCCUAUGAAUUUUUAUAAAGAAUUAGGUAAUAGGAGAAUUCCACCUGCAUUGUGAGAAAAAUAACAAAGCAGCCUUGUAUUGCUUGUACAGUUGAUGGUUGUGACCCACACUGUAAACUUUCAAAGCUGAAAUCACAAAUAAAGCUGAAGAUGAUGAGAUUUACAUUCCUGAUAUCUUACCUUUUCAAAAUCAACUAUAAUUGAUAGGUAAAGUUAUAAAAUGGUGGCUAAUUCAUGUGCAGAAAUAAGCACAUUGUUUUUGUAUAUCACAAAAGAUAGCCAGAUUAGUUACAGCAGUUCAAAUAAUUUCAUUAUGUAUUAUGCAGGACUCUUGUCUGUUCAACUGAGGAUGAAUCAAAUGGAUACGAGGAAUUAAUUUGGAAUUAGAGACGUUAGCUGUGAUUAACUUUGCUUUAUGCAGUUUUCUUUCAUUGUUCUACCCUAAUGUUUCUGCUGUUCUAGUUUCCCAAUUGUUUUCUUUAUUUCCUACUUAAAAUGGCAUUGACAGAAAAAUAUUCUUCUAUUAAUUUAACCAAAAAUUUAGCAUUCUGUCUGCCUGAAAAACAAUGUUCCCAUUCAGUGGGAAGCCUACACCGUCUGUGACAAACAUCCUCUUCCAUGUCUGGAAAGCAAUCUUUCUGUUUUAGAAGCUUUAAAAGGGAUCAGUGAGAGUGAAGGAUUUUACCUCCAGUCUUGUUCUUCAGGUGGAUCUACUAUUAUUGUUCAAAUUCAGCCGCUAAAAAUUACUCUCCUUUCUUUCAUUUAUCAAUUCCUGAAUCUUUCUCUUGGAAUUUAUUUUCACUGCUUUUUCCAUUCUACCCAAUGCUAAUUCCUUCCGGUGCUUUGAAGUUAAUUGGUCAGUUUAGAGCUCUGUUUUGUAACAGGACUUCACUGUUAUAAGCCAGAUUUGUGUGAUAAUCAUAAGAGUAAAUAUUUUUAUCCUAUUUUCACCAGGCUCCUUAAUGUUCUUAACCAAUUUUAUGUACUUGUGAAGAUGUCAAUAAAUUAGGUUUCUUGAAUCAUGCCAGUAGGCAGCUAAUAGGUAACGUUCAUGUGCUUGUGCAAGGAAAUAGGAACAGGAGAAGACCAUAUGGCCUGUCAAGCCAAUAUGAUCAUGGCUUAUCUUGGCUUUGAACUCCUCUUAAUUCCUGCUCAAGAUGUGCCCUCUUUUUCUAGACUUUCCAGUCAAGGGAAAAAAUGUCUCGUAGGUCCCUGCCAAGCCCGUUCCUAACCUUGAACAUAUUAAUUAAAUUACUACUUAUCCCUCUAAACUUUAUGGUUCUUAUUUUCCAAUCAUGGGACAGAGAAAGACCUACUAUUUCAAGUCCAAUCUUUGAAGAGUCAUAUUGGACAUGAAAUGGUUACAUACUUUCUCUACAGAUGUUGCCCAGACUUGCUAACUUGCUUCAGCACUUUGUACAAAAUUUUACUGUCAUUAAAAACAGUGCUUUGCCAGAGAA